This is a messenger RNA of Pseudozyma hubeiensis SY62, 2541 nucleotides long. RefSeq lists its product as hypothetical. Bases 1 to 2541 code for a protein of 846 amino acids. Gene Ontology annotation, cellular component: Rad51B-Rad51C-Rad51D-XRCC2 complex; centrosome; replication fork. The transcript has a single exon. Gene Ontology annotation, molecular function: single-stranded DNA binding; four-way junction DNA binding; ATP-dependent activity, acting on DNA. The record is from RefSeq and is a predicted model, not a curated record. Gene Ontology annotation, biological process: telomere maintenance; DNA strand invasion; reciprocal meiotic recombination. Lineage: Eukaryota; Fungi; Basidiomycota; Ustilaginomycetes; Ustilaginales; Ustilaginaceae.
AUGCUCGCAGUCGUAGCCCCUCGGUCCCCACAUCAACGGAUGUCGCCUUCAUCUUCCCAUGCAUUCCUCAACGGUCCGCAAAGCCCUUCGACUCCAGGUCCAAGUCGUUUUGCCAGUUCGCAGCAUCGACUCUCUCAAAUGACUCCGGCUCACGGUUCAUCGUCCCACCGCGAGGAUGCGCCCCAACAUCGAGAUGGUGCUGCAGACACGUCCAGGACCAGCUCUUCGCCUUCUCCACAUCAUGCACCGGCAACACUGCCGCCGAUGCAUGCGACACCACUCAAGACCAGCUUGCGUCUCAGUCAUCCUCCGCCCGCGCCGUCAUCCUCCUUUCUACAGCAUGCCACGCCCCAAUCAAAGCGAACUCGUUUCAGCUACACAGAGACGGAUUCGGCGACGACCACUGCAUCACCCUUGUCGCGAACUCCAAACUCACUUCACAACGCCAGCAUCGGCUCGACAGACACAUCCUCGCUGUCCGCAUCCUCGCUUUCGAACGUACGGCCGCUUUCGGGCAUCUCGCUUCCCCGUCCUCUGCCCGCAACCCCAUCACGGCCGCAGCGACCCUCCCCCUCGACUUCCAACGCCCCUCACUUGAUACCCAUGCCACAACGCAGCAUAGAGGACUUUCAGAGGCUCUUACCUCCGCCUCAGCCUUCCACCGCUCGAUACUCACGCACAGACACUCCUCAGCGCGCGUUGCUUCAAAACAUUCCACCUCAGCCUCCCAUGCCAAUACAGACCGGCAAUAUGAACGCCGGAAACUAUACACACCCCACCGUUCCCACAGUCGAGACGCUUCCCAGUCGGCGUUCGUGGUCAUUGACUGGCUUUCGCUCCUUCGACCUCGACCUCGAUCGCAUCGCCCAAGUCGUGCAGCUCGAACAGGAUCGCCUCCAUAGUGCCGACGACUCUGCUCCAUCGGACCCGACUCGCACUCAGCCGCAACUAGAGUUCGUCGACACUUUCGGAGCCUCCUUUUGCGGGUGCCAAGAUCGUGGUCUUCCGUCUGGCUCUAUCCUCGAGAUGCUUGGUCCACCGGGCAGUGGCAAGUCCAGCUUCCUUCUCCAAUUCGCCAUUACCGAAAGGCUACGUGCGCUACGCCGAGCGCGAGAAUCCCUCUGGAUUCCUCACGGUCAUGACGAGGCAUUGGCCCCAAAUGACGCUCAAAUCAAUCACCCCUUCACUGAUUCGUCAUACUUUUCCGAGGAGUUCUGGGACGCUGAAGUAGCGACUGCGGAUCAAGUCCUCAUCAUCGACUGCGAAGGUGCGCUAACGCCGGAGAAGGUGGCUGACGCAGCUUGGACCGCCGUGAUCGAAUUGUGGGCGUCAUUACCUGGUCCAUCAGAUGGCUCGGAUCGCGUGGAAUCGGGCAAGUCGACUUUGCAAUGUCAGCGCUCAGCCAUGCCAGAGGAUGUCCGUCGUCUUGUGGCGGCAAUUCUCACGGGCCUUCACGUAAGUCGUGUCACGAGCUUGGCCGGUCUCGUUGCACUCUUACACUCGCUUCGACCCACCGACGAGCUACAAGAGGGUCUUUCAAAGAAGGCGUUGCCGUCAGCACUACCGCUGCGGACUUCCCUGAUCCUCAUCGACUCUCUAUCGUACUACUUGCGACCUUCAGGCGGAAGCGGUCAAGAUCGCAAAACUGCAGCACAGGUCAGCGAGCGCGUGCAUGAUCUGGUACUUCGCCUUCAGAAGCCGUUCGAGUACAUGCCACACCACGAAGCGACAGCAGAAGAGCGAGAAGCGGCAAGGAAACACUGUUCCGACGCCGCUGAGAAGCUGUGUGUGCCGACGAUCGUGUUCACGAACCAACUGGGGAUCCGACGUGGACGCAAAGAGUCCGAGGCUUCGGGAAGAUCAAGUCCCGCAGGUCGUCCGUCCAUGGGUACUGGCAGCAGCCGCUUUUCCAGCAGGAACAACGCAGGAUCCGAAGGUCCGUCGACGCUAGCCCCGUUGUUGAAUGGUACGAGACCACCUCAACCCGCAAGGCUUCGCGACGAGCGACCUGCCUUCAGUGUCGCGUUGGGCGGACCCGAGAUGUGGGACGACGAAGGAGGGACAGCGGUGAUGCCGCGUCAUCGGCAGCAAUACGGCGGCCGCAACGCACCUUCUCAACCGGUCAGUCACGACCGAGGUUGGCCGCCAAGCUUUCUUGGGCAGGAUGUGUGGAGAAUGUUGCUCUUCAGACAUGGUACAUUUGGACAUCGCUACGCGCAGAUAACAUCGGUGCCACCGGCAGUGCAGACAGAGCUGAGCGAGUUGUGGACGCAGACGAAGGAGCGGGUCAACGCUCGAGCACAGGCUGGCGCUAUCGCAACCAGCGUCGCGGCACAUCGCGCAUCCGACGGGCAGGCUUUGCAAGAGCAGCCAGAAGCACAGGAAUCCACUGCACAAACAGGAGCCUCUCUAGCGGAUUCACCUCCUGAGGACGUCGCUGACAAGCAGGACCAGCGGAUCCUGGAGCUUCUGAGGCAGCUCCAAGCGAGUCUUUUCCGAUGGCGCCCGUUCCAGGUCGAUUCGCGCGGUCUCGUCUCUUGA